CAAGGCCCAAUCUUCAGCUGUUUAUGCAAAUCAGAACAGGAAAGUCUUGCUUGGCCAAGUCCUUCCUUGAAUCUUGGCCUGAUGCUAUGCUUCACCAAUCUUGUGACCGGUGUCUGCAGGCUCAACAUUUGUCUGCUAACGGAAGGCUCUUUCUUGUCUCCGACGGAAGCUCUGUGAGGCCGGCAGCAGCUGUGGAUGUCCAGGGAGCACAGGCGGGCCAGCCAGAUGAGUGGAGAGUGGGUGCACCCAGGCCAGAUCCUGGUCUGGGCUGUUUGGGUCCUUGCAGUUGCCGCUGAGGGGCCAGCCGGAGACGCACCCACCAGGAACACCAGGCUGGGCUGGGUCCGGGGGAAGCAAGCCACGGUGCUGGGAAGCGCCAGGCCUGUGAAUGUGUUCCUCGGGCUCCCCUAUGCUGCACCCCCGCUAGGACCCCUGAGAUUCACAAACCCACAGCCUGCGUCGCCCUGGAAUGGCAUCCGAGACGCCACAUCCUACCCUAAUAUGUGCUUCCAGAACUCAGAUUGGCUGGUCUCAGAUCAGCACAUCCUCCUGGUGCGUUACCCCAAAUUGGGAGUGUCGGAAGACUGCCUGUACCUGAACAUCUUUGCACCAGCCGGUGCAGACUCCGGCUCCAAGUUCCCGGUCAUGGUGUGGCUUCCAGGGGGUUCCUUCCAGAGCGGCUCCGCCUCCAUCUUCGAUGGGUCGGCCCUCGCUGCCUAUGAGGAUGUGCUGGUUGUGACUACCCAGUACCGGCUAGGAAUAUUUGGCUUCUUCAACACAGGGGACAGUCACGCGAGGGGGAACUGGGCCUUCAUGGACCAGCUGGCCACCCUGACCUGGGUGAAGGAGAACAUCGAGUUCUUCGGUGGGGACCCAGGCUCCGUGACCAUCUUCGGCGAGUCGGCGGGAGCCAUGAGCGUGUCCGGCCUUGUUCUGUCCCCACUGGCCGAGGGCUUAUUCCACAAAGCUAUCAUGCAGAGCGGGGUGGCCGUCCUCCCCUACCUGAAGGCCCCGGUGGAAGAGAGGAAUAAGGAUCUGCAGGUGAUUGCAAAUAUCUGCGGUUUCAGAGCGAUCGACUCGGUGGCCCUGCUGCGGUGCCUGAGGGCCAAGUCCUCCCAGGAGCUGCUGGGCAUCAGCCAGAUAGCCAAGUCUUUCACGCGAAUGGUGGAUGGUUUAUUCUUUCCCGAGGAGCCUAUGGAGCUGCUGAUUAAAAGAGCAUUCCGUCCGAUUCCUUCUAUCAUCGGGAUCAAUAACCACGAGUGCGGCUUCUUGCUGCCCAUGAAGGAAUUCCCUGAGAUCCUCAAGGGCACCAACAAGUCCCUCGCCCUGCAGCUGGUGCAAACACUCCUGCACAUGCCCAGCCAGUAUUUACACUACGUGGCGGAUGAGUAUUUCUACGGAGAGCAAUCCAUUUUUGAAAUACGAAAUAACUUUCUGGACUUGCUUGGAGAUGUGUUCUUUGUGGUCCCGGGGCUGGUCACGGCUCAAAAUCACAGAGAUGCGGGCGCCCCCGUGUACUUCUAUGAGUUCCAGCACCGGCCGGACAGCUUCAAGGACAGCAAGCCGGCUUUCGUCAAAGCCGAUCACACGGACGAAAUCCGCUUUGUGUUUGGAGGGGCCUUCCUGAAGGGGGAUGUGGUCAUGUUCGAGAGAGCCACCGAGGAGGAGAAGCUGCUGAGCAGGAAGAUGAUGAAAUACUGGGCCAACUUUGCGCGGACGGGGGAUCCUAACGGAGCUGGCCUGCAUUGGUGGCUGGCUUACGAUAAGAACGAGUACUACCUACAGCUGGCUCUGAACAUGAGUGUGGGACAGGGACUGAGAGCGCAGAAGCUGAAGUUCUGGAGGGAAACCCUCCCCUUGAUCAUGUCCAAGUCCGGAUAGCUGGGUCCUCUUUUCUCCGUAAUCUUUCUUUCCCUGCUUCUGCCGUUCUUUGCCUCUUCUUCUCAUGGAGGAGGGAUCUCCGUGUGAGUUGGAUUUUCCUCCUCUGCUGCAAUUUCUCCCGCUAUCAUUGGCUUCUUUCUGUUGUUCAGCUGCUUUAAGGAAUCAGCUGCUUUCGCUGAUCCUUAGGGAAUUCUCAGCAACAUCAAAAGAGUGCAAUUUGCUUUGAAGGCCACCAGAUUUCUCCCAUACAUCUGCAGGGGGUAGGGGAGGGGGACUGGUCUCUUAGUUGGCAUAAUAAUGAUCGUGUUAUGCAUAUGAAAUAAAAGCAGAAUGUAAAAUA
Pipistrellus kuhlii (Kuhl's pipistrelle) is the source of this 2221-nucleotide messenger RNA. It is a transcript of the gene CES5A, whose product is annotated as carboxylesterase 5A. The coding region runs from base 196 to 1881 and encodes 561 amino acids. The transcript is spliced from 13 exons. The record is from RefSeq and is a predicted model, not a curated record. Lineage: Eukaryota; Metazoa; Chordata; Mammalia; Chiroptera; Vespertilionidae.